Coregonus clupeaformis (lake whitefish) is the source of this 3056-nucleotide messenger RNA. RefSeq names its product zinc finger protein 2 homolog. Bases 430 to 2955 code for a protein of 841 amino acids. Gene Ontology annotation, molecular function: DNA-binding transcription factor activity; RNA polymerase II cis-regulatory region sequence-specific DNA binding. Gene Ontology annotation, biological process: regulation of transcription by RNA polymerase II. The record is from RefSeq and is a predicted model, not a curated record. The transcript is spliced from 5 exons. Lineage: Eukaryota; Metazoa; Chordata; Actinopteri; Salmoniformes; Salmonidae.
UGAGAAAGUUUGUAUACCACUGACCUAAAGGUGCAUCAGAGUUCAGAGAGGGGUUGGAAGGAUACAGACUGUACCUCUCAAAGCUGUUUUGUCAAUCACUCAUAUCGAUAUCACAUUGAAAUCAAUAGAGAGUGGUCAUCUAAAGUGUAUGGACUUCCUGCUGUCUUCUUCUACUACAGGUCAUCUAAAGUGUAUGGACUUCCUGCUGUCUUCUUCUACCACAGGUCAUCUAAAGUGUAUGGACUUCCUGCUGUCUUCUUCUUCUACUGGUCAUCUAAAGUGUAUGGACUUCCUGCUGUCUUCUGCUACUACAGGUCAUCUAAAGUGUAUGGACUUCCUGCUGUCUUCUUCUUCUACUGGUCAUCUAAAGUGUAUGGACUUCCUGCUGUCUUGCCAUUGACAGAUUCAGUGAAAUCGGAAGAGCAGGGAAUGUCUUGGUUACUCCAACUGAAAGAGGACAUCAGAAAGAUACAGGAAGAAUCUAGUGUGGCUCCCAUGAGUCCCAGCCAGUCUGAUGACGAAGCGGGGGACAGCCCUAACGGUCGCUCACUCAGUGGGAAGGGCUUAUCUGGGAAGACUCCAGGGUUGAAAGGGAUCCAGCGACCUUAUAGCUGUGAUGUGUGUAAGAAGACUUUCACUCAGUCAGUAAACCUACGAAGACACCAAAGAGUACACACUGGAGAGAAACCUUACAGUUGUGAUCAUUGUGGGAAGAGUUUUGCUCGUUCGGGACCCCUGACUAUUCACAAGCGUGUACACACUGGAGCGAAACCUUACAGGUGUGGUCUGUGUGGGGAGAGCUUUGCUCGUUUGGGAGCCCUGACUAUUCACAAGCGUGUACACACUGGAGAGAAACCUUACAGCUGUGAUCAAUGUGGGAGGAGUUGCAAAGAUACCACAGCCCUGAAUGAACACAUGCGUACACACACAGGAGAGAAACCUUUUAGCUGCUACGUCUGUGGAAUGAGUUUUUCUCGACAAAGCAACCUGAAUGUACACAUGCGUACACACACAGGAGAGAAGCCUUACAUCUGUGAUCAAUGUGGGAAGAGAUACACUCAUGCAGGUGAAUUGACAAAACACAUACGUGCGCACACUGGAGAGAAACCCUACAGCUGUGACCAGUGUGGGAAGAGUUUUGCUCGAACUGAUUACCUGACUGAACACAAGGUAACACACACUGGAGAGAAGCCUCAUAGUUGUGAUAUAUGUGGAAAGGGCUUCACUCGGCCUAACUGCUUGGCUGCACACAAGCUAACACACACAGGAGAGAAGCCCUACCUCUGCUCAGACUGUGGGAAGAGCUUCUAUACACCAGCAAAGUUGAAAGAGCACGAGCGAUCACACACAGGAGAGAACCCUUACAGGUGUGGUCUGUGUGGGAAGAUCUUUGCUUGUUUGGGAUCCCUGACUAAACACAAGCGUGUACACACUGGAGAGAAACCAUACAGCUGUGGUCUGUGUGGGAAGAGCUUUGCUUUUUCGGGAUCCCUGACUAAACACAAGCGUGUACACACUGGAGAGAAACCUUACAGCUGUGACCAGUGUGGGAAGAGCUUCACUCAGUCAACAAACCUGACUAAGCACAGACGCAUUCACUCUGGAGAGAUAUUCUCGAUUGCUCUGGCCUGUGUCAAGGCGGAAGUUGCUGCCCUGCUACUAAAGAUGCGAACCGAGACCGGAGGAGAGCGAACCGAGACCGGAGGAGAGAGAAACGAGACCGGAGGAGAGCGAACCGAGACCGGAGGAGAGCGAACCGAGACCGGAGGAGAGAGAAACGAGACAGGAAAAAUACAGGAAGAAUCUACUGUGGCACCCAUGAGGCCCAGCCAGUCUGAUGAUGAUGAUGAUGAUGAAGCAAGGGACAGCCCUAACGGUCGCUCGCUCAGUGGGAGGGGCUUAUCAUCUGGGAAGGCUCCAGGGUUGAAAGGGAUCCAGCGCCCUUAUAGCUGUGACGUGUGUGAGAAAAGUUUCCCUCAUUUAGGAGACCUAAAGAGACACCAGAGAAUACACACAGGAGAGAAACCAUAUGGCUGUAAUCAAUGUGGGAAGAGGCUCUGUACAUCAGGACAACUGAUUAUACAUAAGCGAACACACACUGGAGAGAAACCCUACAGCUGUGACCAGUGUGGGAAGAGUUUUGCUCGAACUGAUUACCUGACUGAACACAAGCUAACACACACUGGAGAGAAGCCUCAUAGUUGUGAUAUAUGUGGAAAGGGCUUCACUCGGCCUAACUGCUUGGCUGCACACAAGCUAACACACACAGGAGAGAAGCCCUACCUCUGCUCAGACUGUGGGAAGAGCUUCUAUACACCAGCAAAGUUGAAAGAGCACGAGCGAUCACACACAGGAGAGAACCCUUACAGGUGUGGUCUGUGUGGGAAGAUCUUUGCUUGUUUGGGAUCCCUAACUAAACACAAGCGUAUACACACAGGAGAGAAACCUUACAGGUGUGGUCUGUGUGGGAAGAGCUUUGCUUGUUCGGGAUCCCUGACUAAACACAAGCGUGUACACACAGGAGAGAAACCUUACAGGUGCGGUCUGUGUGGGGAGAGCUUUGCUCGUUUGGGAGCCCUGACUAUUCACAAGCGUGUACACACUGGAGAGAAACCUUACAGCUGUGAUCAAUGCGGGAGGAGCUGCAAAGAUACCACAGCCCUGAAUGAACACAUGCGUACACACACAGGAGAGAAACCUUUUGGCUGCUUUGUCUGUGGAAUGAGCUUUUCUCGACAAAGCACCCUGAAUGUACACAUGCGCAGACACACAGGUGAGAAGCCUUACAGCUGUGAUCAAUGUGGGAAGAGAUACGCUCAUCCAGGUGAUUUGAAAAUACACAGAAGAGUACACACCGGAGAGAAACCAUACAGCUGUGACCAGUGUGGGAAGAGCUUCACUCAGUCAACAAACCUGACUAAGCACAGACGCAUUCACUCUGGAGAGAUGCCCUAAAGCUGUGAUAUAUGUGGGAUUAACUUCACUCAGUCAUGCUCUCUGGCAAGACACAAUAGUAGGAGUCACACAGGAGAGAAGCUGUACAGCUGUGAUGUAUG